GAGCACUUCCGGAAUAUCUCGGCGUGUGAGCUUGGUUGUCCUACCAAAGCCAGCCUUUCGGCUCACGUGCGCCGGCCUAGUUUGCUCGCGUCCUCACGCUCUUUGGGUUUCCCGGUCUCAUGGCCGGCCUGACCUUAUUUGUGGGCCGCCUCCCGCCCUCGGCCCGCAGUGAGCAGCUGGAGGAACUGUUCAGUCAGGUGGGGCCGGUGAAGCAGUGCUUCGUGGUCACUGAAAAAGAGACUGCGUCUUGCUCUGUCGCUCAGGCUGGAGUGCAGUGCCACGAUCUCCGCUCACUGCAGCCUCUGCCUCCCGGUUCAAGCCAUUCUCCUGCCUCAGCCUCCCAAGUAGCUGGGAUUACAGGGAGUAAGGCAUGUCGAGGGUUUGGCUAUGUCACUUUUUCAAUGCUGGAAGAUGUUCAGAGGGCCCUCAAGGAGAUUACCACCUUUGAAGGUUGCAAGAUCAACGUGACUGUUGCCAAGAAAAAACUGAGGAACAAGACAAAGGAAAAGGGGAAAAAUGAAAACUCAGAGUGCCCAAAGAAGGAGCCAAAGGCUAAAAAAGCCAAAGUGGCAGAUAAGAAAGCCAGAUUAAUUAUUCGGAACCUGAGCUUUAAGUGUUCAGAAGAUGACUUGAAGACAGUAUUUGCUCAAUUUGGAGCCGUCCUGGAAGUAAAUAUCCCUAGGAAACCAGAUGGGAAGAUGCGUGGUUUUGGUUUUGUUCAGUUCAAAAACCUCCUAGAAGCAGGUAAAGCUCUCAAAGGCAUGAACAUGAAAGAGAUAAAAGGCCGGACAGUGGCUGUGGAUUGGGCCGUGGCAAAGGAUAAAUAUAAAGAUAUACAGUCUGUUUCUGCUAUAGGUGAGGAAAAGAGUCAUGAAUCUAAACAUCAGGAAUCAGUUAAAAAGAAGGGCAGGGAGGAAGAGGAUAUGGAAGAGGAAGAAAACGAUGAUGAUGAUGAUGAUGAAGAAGAUGGGGUUUUUGAUGAUGAAGAUGAAGAGGAAGAGAAUAUAGAAUCAAAGGUGACCAAGCCUGUGCAAAUUCAGAAGAGAGCAGUCAAGAGAGCAGCCCCUGCAAAAAGCAGUGAUCAUUCUGAGGAGGACAGUGACCUAGAAGAAAGCGAUAGUAUUGAUGAUGGAGAGGAACUGGCUCAGAGUGAUACCAGCACUGAGGAGCAAGAGGAUAAAGCUGUGCAAGUCUCAAACAAAAAGAAGAGGAAAUUACCCUCUGAUGUGAAUGAAGGGAAAACUGUUUUUAUCAGAAAUCUGUCCUUUGACUCAGAAGAAGAAGAACUUGGGGAGCUUCUCCAACAGUUUGGAGAACUCAAAUAUGUCCGCAUUGUCUUGCAUCCAGACACAGAGCAUUCUAAAGGUUGUGCAUUUGCCCAGUUCAUGACUCAAGAAGCAGCUCAGAAAUGCCUUCUAGCUGCUUCUCCAGAGAAUGAGGCUGGUGGGCUUAAACUGGAUGGCCGGCAGCUCAAGGUUGACUUGGCGGUGACCCGUGAUGAGGCUGCAAAGCUUCAGACGACGAAGGUGAAGAAGCCGACUGGCACCCGGAAUCUCUAUCUGGCCCGAGAAGGCUUGAUUCGUGCUGGGACGAAGGCUGCAGAGGGUGUGAGUGCUGCUGAUAUGGCCAAAAGAGAACGGUUUGAGCUGCUGAAGCAUCAGAAACUCAAGGACCAGAAUAUCUUUGUCUCCCGAACCAGGCUCUGCCUGCACAAUCUCCCAAAGGCUGUAGAUGACAAACAGCUCAGAAAGCUGCUGCUGAGUGCUACUAGUGGAGAGAAAGGGGUGCGCAUCAAGGAGUGUAGAGUGAUGCGAGACCUCAAAGGAGUUCAUGGGAACAUGAAGGGUCAGUCCCUCGGCUACGCCUUUGCAGAGUUCCAAGAGCACGAGCAUGCCCUGAAAGCCCUGCGCCUCAUCAACAACAAUCCAGAAAUCUUUGGGCCUGUGAAGAGACCAAUAGUGGAGUUCUCUUUAGAAGAUCGAAGAAAACUUAAAAUGAAGGAAUUAAGGAUCCAGCGCAGCUUGCAAAAAAUGAGAUCCAAGCCUGCAACUGGUGAGCCUCAGAAGGGGCAACCAGAGCCUGCAAAAGACCAGCAACAGAAGGCAGCUCAACACCACACAGAGGAACAAAGCAAGGUGCCCCCAGAGCAGAAGGGAAAGGCGGGCUCUACCUCAUGGACCGGGUUCCAGACCAAGGCUGAAGUGGAGCAGGUGGAGCUGCCUGAUGGAAAGAAGAGAAAAAAGGUCCUGGCGCUCCCCUCACACCAAGGCCCCAAAAUCAGGUUGCGGGACAAAGGCAAAGUGAAGCCCGUCCAUCCCAAAAAGCCAAAGCCCCAGAUAAACCAGUGGAAGCAGGAGAAACAGCAAUUAUCUUCCGAGCAGGUAUCUAGGAAAAAAGCUAAGGGAAAUAAGACGGAAACCCGCUUCAACCAGCUGGUCGAACAAUAUAAGCAGAAAUUAUUGGGACCUUCUAAAGGAGCACCUCUUGCAAAGAGGAGCAAAUGGUUUGAUAGUUGAUGAUGCCAGCGGGCUGGGUAAGAAGCUGGGUUGUGUACUUUCUGGUGACACUCCUGGGCUCCUCCCCAUCCCCCAUGUCUCUCACUGAGGGAAAGAAAAUCCCUGAGGACACUGCCACUGUGCUGGGAGGCGCCCUGGACUGUGUACAUCUGAACUUUGGUCCAUCCUUUGAUGUGUGGUUCGUUAGCCACAAAGAGAAAUAUCUGAAAGACAUCAUGAUGCUUCUUGCAUAUUAUCCAGAUUAUUGUAUGAAGUUGUGUCUAUAAUUAUUACCAAUUUUUAUUCUUUAUUUCUCAAAUGGAAACACCUGAAAAAGCAUUCUGGCGUGCUGAAUUUUUAAGAUGUAUAUUUUGUUAAGCAUAUUCUCUAAAUGAGAUAUUGUAUGGCUUUUUAGUAACAAUGUCAUUUCUAAUA
Molecule: messenger RNA, 2930 nt
Organism: Pongo pygmaeus (Bornean orangutan)
Lineage: Eukaryota; Metazoa; Chordata; Mammalia; Primates; Hominidae
Gene: RBM28
Product: RNA binding motif protein 28
Exons: 20
Coding region: 120-2516 (798 amino acids)
Cellular component (GO): nucleolus
Molecular function (GO): mRNA binding
Source: RefSeq, a predicted model, not a curated record